Messenger RNA from Acaulospora colombiana, 400 nucleotides. Lineage: Eukaryota; Fungi; Glomeromycota; Glomeromycetes; Diversisporales; Acaulosporaceae. The record is from the annotation of a GenBank genome assembly.
AGUAUGUCCGGGGAUGUACUUAGCUGAUCGACUAGCUUUCCACCUGAUGGUUGCGACUAUCUCCAUGUUCAAGGCUGCCCGAGGGCUAACUAAAUGCCACAGGCAACCUAUUGGUUUCGAGUGCCGGUUCAUUCCUCGAGACGACAAGGCAAAAGAGAUGCAUCAUUUCCCGACCAUCUCCGACCAUCUAUCUUCAAAUUCACAGGUAACAGGAAACGAAAGCUCACAACCUCCGGAUCAAGUCACCCCGUCGACGGCUCCAUUAGUGACCAUCACAAGCUACUGUCAACAUCGUAAAGUCUUGGCACUCAGGUACGGACCUGUCAACAGCGAUUUCCCGGCUAACGGAGACGGAGACAACAUCACAAUUGCCGUCGAUAGCACAUGUCUUUCUAUAUAA